Messenger RNA from Aspergillus vadensis CBS 113365, 640 nucleotides. RefSeq lists its product as uncharacterized. Bases 50 to 313 code for a protein of 87 amino acids. The transcript is spliced from 3 exons. The record is from RefSeq and is a predicted model, not a curated record. NCBI's taxonomy places the organism in Eukaryota, Fungi, Ascomycota, Eurotiomycetes, Eurotiales, Aspergillaceae.
AUUGUCCACGUCUUUCCCCUACGUUCAUUCUAGAUACCCUCAAUACACCAUGGGUGGAGGCGGCAAGAUCCCGUAUCCCAAGGAAGUCUGGUCUCCCGCGGGUGGCUGGUACGCUCAGCCCGCAAACUGGAGGGUCAACACGGCCAUCAUUGGCGCCGCUGUCCUUGGAGUCGUCGCUGUGACCUGGAGCAUCAGUGCCGACCGUGAGCACCGUGACAAGAUGCCCGAACCCGGCAGAUUCUUCCCCAGUCGCUACUGGAGCCGGGAAAUCAGAGAACACGAAAAGCAGCUGGCCGCCCAGAACCGGUCAUAGAGCGGCAACAGGAUGAAGAGGUAGUUGUGGGAAAAUGAGUACCUGUGGUGGUUUUCUAUGGCAUGCCAGGUUUUGUUUCAUAAUUUUGUGGGCUGUACGACAAUAGAAGGGCGUUCUUCCAUACGGUCAGUUGAUCUGAAAGUGCUUCUGAGGAGACUCUUCCAAUGUUCGAUACAAGCGCUGUGUGUACAGACGGACCCGUUCCGUGAACUCAGUCUCGUUCCAAAGCUCCUUUCCAUCACUGGAUGUAGACAUGCGCGGCACUCCGAUCUGCUCCACCACGAAGCUGGCCGCCACAGUAGCGAAAAUCAAGGCCGUCAAGACCUG